Molecule: messenger RNA, 915 nt
Organism: Penicillium malachiteum
Lineage: Eukaryota; Fungi; Ascomycota; Eurotiomycetes; Eurotiales; Aspergillaceae
Exons: 3
Coding region: 1-915 (304 amino acids)
Source: RefSeq, a predicted model, not a curated record
AUGGACACGCUGGAAACCAUCCACGCGUUCACCUUGGCACCGUGGGACGCACGCGUGCGCACAGACGUCACAGCAGUUCCGCAGUCACUGGACGAAUCGGGCGGGUUUAUGCAGAUCGCAAUCAGCGGCUCGGCGCGGAACGGGCUAGUCGGGUUUGGGGUCGCGAUCGAAAAGCAGCCACCUCAGUACCGAAAACCGAGACUAAAAGCCCUUUCCAUCACACUAGGUGUACGAUCAGAGCAAAACCCAUUCUCUGCGGAGCUCACCGCAAUGGCACACGCACUGAAAAUGCAAGUGGCACUGAAGAAUUACAGGAUUACGCUACUCACGAGCAACAAAGCGAGCAACAAAGCGGCCACUCUUACAGUCAGGAACCCUCGACAGCAGUCGGGCCAGGACUUUGUCCGCGCCAGUGAGAAGAACAGAUUGUUGGGCCUGGCUAAGGAACAGGCCAGGGCUGCGACUCACAAGGACGCUCUCGUACAGGUGAACCCGGGCAAAAGCCUGCCAGAGAACGUCGGGAAACACGUGAAACGCGUCGACACCGUGCUUUCAGGAAAACACACUCGACAGCUGUACGAUCGCCUAUCGUGGAAAGAAGCAAGCGUGCUGGCUCAACUCCGGACGGGCAUGGCCAGACUCAAUGGAUAUCUCUCUCAGAUCAACGUGGCUGAGACGGAUCAAUGUGCAUGUGGACAAGCAAGAGAAACGGUGGAGCAUUUCCUCUUUCGUUGUCGGAGGUGGACGGUGCACCGGACAAGGCUGCUACAAUGUACGGACACUCAUCGAGGCAAUAUAUCUUACUUCCUGGGCGGCAAAUCGCCGUCCGAUGGCCAGAACUGGACGCCGAACUUGGAAGCAGUGCGAGCCUCAAUACGGUUUGCAAUCGCCACGGGUCGACUAGACGUCAUAUAA